UGUAUACCGAACGGCGCCUCUAUCUGUUUAAUGUUAAUAGCCAUUUUUAAAUCAACGUGAUAAGUUUCAGGUAAACAAGGAUUUAAUUCAUGCGCGUUCAUGUAUGUCCUAGAGCAGAAAAAUUUCUUUUAUUGUAUGUGUACGUGAUAUUCAUUGGCAAAUGUUUAAACGAUGAUAAAAUUAAUACUUAAGGUGAUGUAGUUCUUAUACCGUCUGGCAGUCGUGAAAGUAUCUACGUGGUUCAAAGCACAGUAGUUUGUUAAAAUUAAUAUAAAAUGGAAACAUUGGAAAUCGACGAUGAACGAACUCAUUUCAUAAAAUUGCCAAGUGCUGUUGAAGUGUUUGCAAAUUUAAAAAAUGCUCAAAAAUUCGCGAUCGACAUUGGCUUAUCUUUGACAAAAAUAGCUUAUUAUUCAACGAUUAGUUAUCGUAAGGCAUUGUAUGAGGAUACAGGCUUAGGAAAUAGUGGAGAACGUGCAUACAGAGUUCACGAAGGCAAUAGACUUCACUUUGUUAAGUUUGAAACAAGAUACAUUGAAAAUUGUUUGGAUUUUGUGAAGGAGAAUUUAGUAAAUGUUGAGAGGUUUUAUGGUAAAAACAUUAAAGUGACUGGUGGAGGAGCAUAUAAAUACAAUGCUUUGUUACAAGAAAAAUUAGGUUUAAUAGUUGAUAAAGAAGAUGAAUUCGCAUGUUUAAUAAAAGGCUGUAAUUUUUUACUUAAAAAUAUAUCUUGUGAAGCAUUUGAAUUUGAAAGACAUGGGAAUCCUGAAUAUAAAUUUCAAAAAGCUGAUCCUAAUAUAUUUCCAUAUAUGUUAGUAAACAUUGGUAGCGGCGUCAGUAUUCUUAAAGUUGAAUCUGAUAAAGUAUUUGAAAGAGUUGGUGGUACAGCUACAGGAGGUGGAACAUUUUGGGGAUUAGGUUGUUUGCUUACGAAAAGAAAGGGCUUUGAUGAAUUGCUGCAACUUGCAGAAAGAGGAGAUCACCGUAAUGUUGAUAUGUUAGUGAAGGAUAUUUAUGCAGGCGAUUAUUCCUCACAAGGUUUAUCUGCAGACCUUAUUGCAUCUUCUUUUGGCAAAGUUACUUAUAAUGAUAAAGGAAGACCAAAGUAUUCUGAGGCAGAUCUUGCUAGAAGUCUUUUAUUUACUGUAAGCAAUGACAUUGGACAAAUAGCAAGUUUAUAUGCAACUGUACAUAAAAUGGAUAAAGUUUACUUCGGUGGUUACUUUCUUCGUAACCACCCUCUAUCAAUGCAUACUAUUUCAUAUUCUAUCAAAUAUUGGUCGAAUGGUAAGGUAAAACCUCUUUUCCUUCGUCAUGAAGGUUAUCUUGGUGCAAUUGGGGCCUUUUUGUAUGGUGCUGAACAAUCUGAUGAAUAUAGUUGGCUGGAAAAUUAUGCAGGGUCUUCAGGAUUUAAAGAUUCAAUAUCUACGAAUCUUGGAAUUAAAGUAGAUCAGUUGGAAAUUGAUCAAGCAGAAACUGCUGUAACAUUUUGUCCACUUUUGAAAGAUCCUGCAUCUUACAAUCCUGAUACAACUGAUCUUGCUGAGGAUAAAGAAGCAAGAGAUUAUUGGCUUCAGUGUCUUGAAGAAUCAGUGGAUAAAUUUGUGGCCAAAGCUAUUCACAGUCAGCCACAUAGUCCAACUGCAAAAGAUAGAGCAACAAAACUGAAGGAAAAAUAUGUUAACAGAUUGCGUUAUCUACAUCUUCAACCAUUUGCUUAUGGAACACUUACAGUCAGAGUAUUAUUGGAUACUAUUGAACACUGCAUGAAAGAAUUCGAUUUUCCUGAUCCAUAUCUGCAUCAAAAGAAAAAGGAGAAUGAAGAAGCCUUAACAUAUUUAAAAAGUCGUAUAGCAGUUCUCGAUGAAUUGGAAGGAGCAGAAAAAAUAAAAGCUUUGAUUCUGGGAGUUCUGAGUGGUAAUAUGUUUGACUGGGGUGCACAAGCUGUUGCAACUUUAAUGGAGACAACAGAUUUUGGUUUUGCUGAAGCUCAAGCAAAAAUACCGGGUAGACCUUGGCUACAAGAUGAUUUGGAUGAUUGGAUAGAGAGAUUGAAAACUGGUCCACCUCAUAAAUGUGCUGCUAUUUUCGUUGACAAUAGUGGAGUUGAUAUAGUAUUGGGAAUUUUACCGUUUGCUCGUGACUUAUUACAACGAGGAACAAAAGUUAUACUGUGUGCUAAUUCUAUGCCAGCAUUAAAUGAUGUCACAUAUCCAGAAUUGGUUGUAACAUUACGAGAUGCAGCAAAAAUAUGCAAAGUUAUUAGACAAGCUCUGAAAGAAAAUCGUUUGUUUGCCAUGGAGACAGCUCAAGCUAGUCCCUGUCUUGAUUUAAGCCGACUCAAUUUAGAUCUAUGUCUUGCGAUGGUAAAACAUAACGUCGAUCUUAUCGUAUUAGAGGGAAUGGGUAGAACGCUUCAUACGAAUCUUUAUGCAAAAAUGACUUGUGAGUGUCUGAAAUUAGCAGUUGUUAAAAAUCGAUGGUUAGCACUUCGAUUAGGUGGUGACAUGUAUGCUGUAAUAUGUAAAUAUGAACGUCCACCAACGAAUAAUAAAGUUUGUGAUAUAGAAAUAAAAAUGAAAGAAGAAUGUCCAUCAGAAUGUGCAGAGAAUGCAACGGACAUUUGCACGUGUAACGCAAAGGGAUAAAUGAUAAAAACGAAUGCCUCUAUCAGCGAGAUCCAUAAAUCAUGUUCAUGUUCAAUUCGUACCAGUAGAUAAAAUGGAAAUCGAGGUCAUGUGGGUACAAUCUGUAUCGUUCCGUCUAUUAUGUAUAUCCGAUAAGGAAGUAAAAAGGAGGCUCUUUCAGAUUAAAAAAGGACGAUUCGGUAAAAGAUGUAUAGUAUAAAGCAUUUUCGCGAAGAAAAUACGGAAAAGGGAAGCAUCGGCUAGUAUACCGAUUGAUAAAGCAAGAAAAAGGUAUCAGAAAAAGAAUCGGAAGACCAACGAGGAAAGAAGAAAAGUGAUUGUAUGUAUGCGAAGCACGUUCCGCGUUCAUUUCUUUUAGCCACAUCUUACGCAACGUUCUACAGUUUGGCUUUAUUAAAUUCCUGUUGGGCGAUAUUGUCUGAUGGUUUGCUUCUAGAAGUCAGUUCAUGCGUCGAACGCGAUCCAAGAGAUUAUUUAAUCAAUUAUAUAUUUCACUUCGAUCGGUAGCGUUGCUUUCGGUAGAAAUCCUUUCUGCCGCCUAGAUCUACUCAGAUUUUGUUCAAUCUUAUACAACAUCGAAAAUUUUACGAUCGUUAAUUCGUAUUUAGUCGUAUUGCAAUUAUUUUUAAUAUCCUAAUAAAUUACAAUGUAACAAAAUUCACGAUAACGUCCAUUUGUAAUAUAUAUAAUAUAUAAUAUAAUAAUAACAGGAGAUAAUAACAGGGAGAAAAUAACAGGAGAUGCAGGAUAAGGAAAGAAUAAAUAGAAUAUAAUUUAUGCAAAUAUAGAUACGCUAAGAAGCAAAGAGAAUCGCGAUAACAUUUCGAACGAGAUGAAAUGUUAAUUACGGCGAUGAUUCUCUUUUCUCUGGAACCCUUUGAUAGGUUCGCGUUUCAUUUGAAAUUCUGGCCGAACUGACGAUGCAUUGAGCUUUAGCUAGAUUUAUUCGUCCAGAGAAUCCUUAUAAUUAUUUGCAAGGGAAAUAAUAGAUCUAGGGGAUGUUGACUCAGCUCUAGUAGGGCAACGCAAGACCAGUUAGCAACGAGAUGGAAUCCUUCUCGACCGGAAGUCGAUGUUCCUCGUAGUUUCUAAUGCGAAACUCCUGUUUUCGUUGAAUCUUCGAAAAAUGAAAGAUCUAUUAGCACUGCCGGGGAUAUCCAACGUUCAGAUCUUUCGUCUCGAAUCUUAGCCUAAGUUUCCUCGCAGCUAUAAGCGUACGUUUAAUGCCAGUGUUCUAACUACGUAAUUUCAUGCAGAUUACGUAGGAGAAUAUUCGCGUAUGCGCUUAUUUGUGGCCACAUGAACACAAUGUUGUCGUUGUGCGCGUAGAUAUUUUGAGAGCUCUUCGCGUCAGCUUUAAUUCCUUCCCAGGGAUUCCUCCGCGAUUGCGGAUUGCACUUGCACCCAUGUAUCUGACGUGAAACGGUUCCGUAGAAAUUACGCUCGCAGUUCUCGAGCGCCGCUACCGCGGCUAGAUAGUCGCUACGGUACGAGAAUGAAGAACGGGAUUAGAUAGAAGGUAUCCCCGCGAGCUUCACUUUUUCCUUAUGAGUAUGAGAAAAUGUAGUCAAACAUAACCUAAAACGCAAAAUUCCUGUCAACGAACAUUGCUUGAAAUUCUCUUCGAGAUCGUUCCGUGAGAUUUCAGAAUGGAAAAAGUAUCGCGAGAGAAGAAUGAAGAGUGGGUUGGAACGAAACACAUUUACGAGCCAAGUUCUUCAAUCCUUUUUCAUGAUACAGCCGAAGAAGGAGAGACGGUUCUACGUUCGAUCCUGAGCCACCUAUCACAUCUAAGCCCUAUUGGGUUUCCAGCAUUGGGCACGGAAUCUCAAAAUGCUCGUGUCAUCUCGGCACAGAGAUGCUGCAACUGUGAUCGAAUUCCAGAAACUACUACAAUCGAUGACCUGUGUAACUAUUAUGAAAUUAUUGCGAUUACUGAUGAUUUAAAAAUCGCAGUUGUAUACAGGGUGGUUGGUAACUGGCGGUACAAGCGGAAAUAUACAAUAAAAAAUUUUUUUUUUAUUUUUCCAUCGAGACAACGAUCUACAGUGAGAUCCGUUAUAACGUACCGCACGCGUGCCGAGCCAAAGUUCAAAGUCGAUUUUCUCGAAAACAAAGCCUCAAACGAAAAAUCUUUAUUCUAUAUUUUCGACUUCUUUUUUCGCGUAGAAUCACCCCCUUCCCGCUCGGCACAGAGAUGCUGCAACUGUGAUCGAAUUCCAGGAACUACUACAAUCGAUGACUUGUGUAACUAUUAUGAAAUUAUUGCGAUUACUGAUGAUUUAAAAAUCGCAGUUGUAUACAGGGUGGUUGGUAACUGGUGGUACAAGCGGAAAGGGGGUGAUUCUACGCGAAAAAAGAAGUCGAAAAUAUAGAAUAAAAAUUUUUUUUUUUAAUUUUUCCAUCGAGACAACGAUCUACAGUGAGAUCCGUUAUAACGUACCGCACGCGUGCCGAGCCAAAGUUCAAAGUCGAUUUUCUCGAAAACAAAGCCUCAAACGAAAAAUCUUUAUUCUAUAUUUUCGACUUCUUUUUUCGCGUAGAAUCACCCCCUUCCCGCUCGGCACAGAGAUGCUGCAACUGUGAUCGAAUUCCAGGAACUACUACAAUCGAUGACCUGUGUAACUAUUAUGAAAUUAUUGCGAUUACUGAUGAUUUAAAAAUCGCAGUUAUAUAUAUCGAUGGAUAACUAAGAUGUAACAUGGAUAUUUUACAAGUAAACGAAACGUAAGUCGAAUACGCCUUUACCAUCGGGUUUCAGCUACAAUCCUCGAGGAUUCGCAGUAUCUAAUGGAUCCUUAUGUCGCAUCGUCAGGAAUUGCAUUGGCAACCUUAGACGAGCACUUGGGUAGGAAAAUAUUGAAAAGGAUUCGGUUAUCGUUAGACGCUUUUCGCGUUAACUUUUUUCAAUCCCGAAGAGGAGAGCGUGUCAAAGGAGAUCGAAGGGUUAUUGCUAGCUCCUAGAAAUGGAAUCGAUCCGCGACGAAUAGGUUUUGUACGAAUAUCAUGCGAUCAUCUGCGACGAACGAUUCGUUAGAUUAGACGAAGAUUCGAAGAUUUCUCAAAGUACGAAAUAGUAUCGUCACGUUUACUCGAUACUUGAUUUUUAUAAAAUGAUCUAAGCCAAAGUAACAUCCACGGCAAUCUUUCCCGAUAAUAAUUUAAUCAUUCGUAAUUCCUCUUCAAUUGUUCAUUUAUCGUAUGUGUACGUCGAAUGACGUUAUUAAGACGGACACAGCGAUAACAGCCGGAGGCUGAUAGAUGAACGGUGGCAAGUUCGCAUCGAUAAAUUUGCUAAACGACGAGGAAAUGAUGAAUCGUCGUUCCGUUUUACCAUCGCCGCUCUAAUUACGUUAAUUUCGCAAUUAGAACACGCUCUCGUUCGCGUAAGCUUAUCUAUGCCAGGGAUGCGGAGGAUUUUUUUAUCGUCUCUCUCGUUACCGAAAUGAAAUUCGUGACGCGCUACGCGAAAUAUCGUGGUAAUUAUCAAUUUGUAACGAAUUCUUCGAAUCUGGAAGAACGCGAAACAAUUCAAGUAUUACGACUCGUUCGUCGCUUUCUCAGGUAUCGAUGGAAUUUGCAGAGAAAUGUUACACUCUGCGUUAUUAAGCUGUAUUAUCGCCGUAUGAAUGGAUGAAAUAAUUCCAUUCGAUGGAAACUCGACGAUUUAAGUCGCGGCAUCGCGAAUAAUCCUUAGAAAGAAAUAACGACGAUGGAUCGGACGAUGGUAUUUCGGUUUCGAUCCCGUUCAGCGCCAAGUUAUUAAAAGCUAUCGCCGGUCCCCAGUGUUGUUGAUGGUCAACAGACGUUGCGGAAGUGCACCAAGAACAAUGGUGAACGUCGGGGGUACCGUUUCGUUCCAUUCUUGUCCGUUUUCGCACGAUACGGUUCGGUUAUGUGAAAUUAGUUUUGACAAGGCGAUCCCCGAGCGAAACGGAAACGUAGAAGAAUUUGUUUUCAUUUGCGCGUCACAUUUUAUCGCGCGUUUCCUGCAACCAGAAUUAUUCGUUAGUUCUCUGUCGUGCUUUUUUCUUUUUCUUUUUUUUUUCUAAAUGUACAAAAAGAUGUUCGUUCUUUAACGAACGAUUCCUAUAAUCGCGUGCUUUUUGAAUGUUUUGGCAGCUGUUAUUAAAGCUCGUAUGUAUCUUUGAAUAGCAGCGUAGCGAAUAAAAAAAAAAAAAAAAAAAGAAAGGAGGAGAAA
Messenger RNA from Bombus huntii, 6849 nucleotides. Its product is annotated as 4'-phosphopantetheine phosphatase. The transcript is spliced from 14 exons. The coding region runs from base 276 to 2648 and encodes 790 amino acids. Gene Ontology annotation, molecular function: ATP binding; pantothenate kinase activity. Gene Ontology annotation, biological process: coenzyme A biosynthetic process. The record is from RefSeq and is a predicted model, not a curated record. Gene Ontology annotation, cellular component: nucleus; cytosol. Lineage: Eukaryota; Metazoa; Arthropoda; Insecta; Hymenoptera; Apidae.